Messenger RNA from Kogia breviceps (pygmy sperm whale), 3057 nucleotides. NCBI's taxonomy places the organism in Eukaryota, Metazoa, Chordata, Mammalia, Artiodactyla, Physeteridae. The record is from RefSeq and is a predicted model, not a curated record.
AAAAUUCAGCUUAAAAAAAAGUUUCUUAAGGACUUAAAUUGUUUUAUAUCUAUUUCAUUAACAAGUGAGGUAGUUAAGGUUAUACAGUUUCAAGCAUGACUGUUGCUAGGUCCUACAGAUUUUACCACGAAGUGUUCUGUUUAUUGCCUGUCCCUAAACAGCUAAUGAAUUGUCCAAAUUCUUAUCUCAGGCUUUCCUGAUCCCCCCCCUGCAGAAUUCAAGAGUUUGUAAUUUCGCUUUCGAUUUCCUCUUUUGAUCCAGCUGGAUUCUUUUCUUUCUUAUUUUUACUAGUUUGCUCAAGUUCUAGUACAUCCUAUUUUUUCCCUUGUUAAUUUGGACGUUCUACUGUACUUUUCCAUUCUCAUAAUGGUUACCUUACCUAGAACUCAUAAUCAGACGCAUGUUUCUCUCAUUAUUGGAAAAGAAGAUGGCAGUGAUUUCCUCUAUCAACAAGUCCUUUUUCCCCUACCCCAGUAAACUGCAACCUUACAUUUCUUUUUACUCCUCCACAGGAAUUGUUUUUUAUUUACUAAUGGACACGCAUAGGCCGGUGGUUGGGAAUAUUUUCUCCCUGGGGGUAACUUCCUCCUCCGCUGUGACCCUCUAAUCAGGUCUGGGAAGAUGUAACUAGAAAACAGAACGUAGAGGAGGAAAUGCUGCAAAGAGGCCACGCACAGGCUGGAAUUUCCCUGACGUUUAAAUGGGCUUGGACGGCCCCUGGACCUACAACUGAACAGAAAAGCGAGGCCCUCCAGCCGUUAAGUCAAAAGGCCCGCUCACGCCGGCUCCGCUCCACUGCCCAAGGACUGCGAUUCCCAGAGCCCUCCGCGACCCAAGAGGCCGCGGCCGCGGGUGCGCAGGCGCACACCUGCCCCCGCGUGUGGGCUGGAAGCGCGCAGCGCAGAAGUGGUCAGAUGGGAGCUCCGGGUCUUGCGAGGUGAGUCUUAGCGGCGGCGCCCCGGGUGUCGCCCUUUGACCCGCCCUGCUAUGGCCAGUCCCGGAAGGCAGCGGCGGUUUCUGCUGUGAGCACUCCCCGCAGGCAGCCCUGUGAGGAGCCGAGGCCAGACCGCGCGGAACGGGGUCUGGGUCCCCACGGUUCCCGCGCCUGGUUGCACGGAUUACGUCACGUGUUGUGGAGGAUGGGGGCUGGCCCGGUGCGCCUCUCCUCUUCUCUGGAGAUCCCAAGGGUUAAAGUGAAGGGUGGGGAAUUGUUAACUGGUAUGGAGGACAGCCCCCUCCCCAGGCGAUCGGGCGGUCCCCUGCCCAGUGCCGUGCGCAGGAGUUCAGCUGGGGGCUGGCGCCGCCGAAGCCUCACCCCGAGAAACAGGCUUCUGCGCUCGUCUUCCGCGCUUCCUUUGUCCUCGGCCAGCGCCCCUGUUUGUGUGCCUUUAAUGGCCUCUGGGUGCGUCCCACCUCCUUCCCUUUAGAUUUUCCUGACGCUGGAUACCUUACCCGAGACCACGUCUUGCCCAUAGCAGCCGCAUCUCAGGACCCUGCUACAGAUCCUGGGUGUUUGAAUAAGAUUGCCUCAUAGGAAAUUUAAAUUCUUCUUUUGUUGUGGCCACUACAGAAACUUGAGAAAGAGUGGAGGGGCCAUCUGGAGGAGGCUGCCUCUUCAAUACCUCUGAGAGUCAGUAAUUGAAAACAGGGUGCCCCUGAAAGACUCCUGCUAGUAUGGGCCUUCUGCAGAGCCAGUCCAGGCUAGGAUGGCUGGAUCACUAACAGCAGCUGAAACUCUGGCCCUUCAGGAUACACAGGAUCAAGAGAAGAUUAUGAUGAUGGAGCCAAAGGAAGAGGAACAGUCUUGGGAGUAUGAGACCAGGCUACAUGGGAACCACUCUCCCAGUCAGGAGAUCUUCCGCCAACGCUUCAGGCAGCUCUGCUACCAGGAGACUCCUGGUCCCCGGGAGGCCCUGAGCCGACUAAGGGUACUCUGCUGUGAGUGGCUAAGGCCCGAGAGGCACACCAAGGAGCAGAUCCUGGAGUUACUGGUGCUGGAACAAUUCCUGACCAUCCUGCCAGAGAAGCUCCAGUCCUGGGUGCGGGGACAUCACCCUAAGAGUGGAGAGGAGGCUGUGACUGUGCUGGAGGAUUUAGAGAAAGAACUUGAUGAACCAGGACUGCAGGUCCCAGGCCCGGCACACGGACCUGCACAGGAAGAGCCGUGGGAGGAGAAGGAACCUGUGGGAGCAGCCCCGGAGAAACCAAGCAUCCAGCUCCAGCCUAAGGAGACCCAGCCUUUCCCAGAGAGCGAACAGGUAUAUUUACAUUUUCCAUCAGUUGUUGCAGAAGAUGAUGCAGAGCCCAAGGACAAAGGGUCAUUGCCAGAACCACCCAUUACUGACGUGGAAUCACAGAUGCUUAGAGAAAAACUCACCACCAGCACCUCUACAUUUGAAGCUGCCUCUGAAGUUGAGGCCCCUUUAGAGCAGCAGCAGAGAAAUCUCAAAGGGGAAAGACUGAAGCAGUCCCCCGCUCAGGGGAAAAGCUUCAGGCAGAUGGUUGUCACCCUUAAGACAGCUUCCACAGGGAAGAAAGACCAUGAAUGCAGUGAAUGUGGUAAAGCCUUCAUUUAUAACUCACACCUUAUAAUCCACCAGAGAAUCCAUUCUGGAGAGAAACCCUAUAAGUGCAGUGACUGUGGGAAAACUUUCAACCAGAGCUCAAACCUCAUUCAGCAUCAGAGAAUUCAUACAGGAGAGAAACCCUACGAAUGUCAUGUGUGUGGGAAGUCCUUCAGGUGGAGUGCUCAUCUUGUUCAACAUCAGAGGGUUCAUUCAGGGGAGAAGCCCUACGAGUGUAAUGAGUGUGGGAAGGCCUUCAGUCAAAGCUCAUAUCUAAGUCAGCAUCUGAGAAUCCACAGUGGAGAGAAACCUUUCCUAUGUAAAGAGUGUGGGAAGGCCUACAGAUGGAGUUCUGAGCUUAUCAGACAUCAGAGAGUUCAUGCCAGAAAAGAGCCUUCCCAAUGGACUGUGGGUGAGAAAGUCUCCAGACAGAAUUGUACUUUUGUCUAAUCAGUUUUAGGACUAUAUUCCAUAAAAGUUCUAAGCACCUUAA